This is a messenger RNA of Exophiala mesophila, 1495 nucleotides long. RefSeq lists its product as uncharacterized. The transcript has a single exon. Lineage: Eukaryota; Fungi; Ascomycota; Eurotiomycetes; Chaetothyriales; Herpotrichiellaceae. Gene Ontology annotation, cellular component: Golgi apparatus; membrane. The record is from RefSeq and is a predicted model, not a curated record. The coding region runs from base 168 to 1256 and encodes 362 amino acids. Gene Ontology annotation, biological process: retrograde vesicle-mediated transport, Golgi to endoplasmic reticulum.
CUUGGAACCCAUCCGCCAUCUGAAAUUCUUGAAAUUCUUCGUGUUUCCCCAGUCGUCCCCAGUCCAACUUUUUCAAUUGUCAACUCGACAACAAGGCUCUCAUAUCACUACUUGCGCCAUAUUCAAAUCCACCUGCGAUGUGCCCUUUCUGCGAUCCGCUUUAACCAAUGGCGUUGCGAAUCAAUCUUCCUCCAGUGACACGUACUCUGCUCGCUAGUAUCCUCGCCCUCUCGUUGCUAUACAAUGCAGCACGAUAUACCCUCAUGCAAUCACCUGCAGACCCAUCCUCUCCGAAUCCCACGACUUCAAGACCAUAUGUCCCGUAUCUAGCUUUGAUUCCUUCAGUAUGCAUCUGGUAUCCUUGGACAUUUCUCAUCGCGACCUUUGUCGAGCAAAAUAUCAUUACUCUCUUGGUCAACGGCGCCACGGUGUUCCUGGGCGGCAGAUAUCUUGAAAGAGCUUGGGGUUCAAAGGGCUUUAUAUAUACUUUGUUGGUCGCCACAGUCAUACCAAACCUCCUCGUGGUUCCCACCUACAUCUCGUGGGCCGCUAUCACCAGCAACCCCGAACGCGCCCUCACCCCCAUCACUGGCGGCAUCACCACUCAGGCCGCAUUCCUCGUUGCCUUCAAGCAACUCGUUCCCGAGCAUACUGUCAGCGUAUACAAAGGCGUCAUCAAGAUGCGCGUCAAGCAUUUCCCGGCUGUCUUUUUGGCCGUCAACACCCUGUCUGGUAUCCUACUUGGAACAGACACUGCUUUCAUCCUAUCUUGGUAUGGCCUCAUCACCACCUGGACUUAUCUUCGCUUUGUCAAACGGCAGCCCGAUCUUUCCACCUCAAGCACCGACAGUCUCGGUUUCAAAGGAGAUCCUAGUGAGACAUUUGCCUUUGCAACUUUCUUUCCCGACCUUGUCCAGCCGCCGAUUGCGACCUUCUGCAACCAAAUAUACACUCUCUCGUGCCGAUUCGGGAUUCUUACUCCCUUUUCUGACGAGCAAAUUGCCUCGGGCAACGAGCAAGCUGCUGCGCGCGGCGAAGCAGGCCUACCAACGGUGGCCAAGCACGGACGUGGUCCUCGAGGAGUGAGCAAAAGAGAAGAGGCUGAAAGACGAAGAGCUCUAGCGCUCAAAGCCUUGGAUGAGCGUCUGAACGCUGCAAGCAGUCGAGUAGCCCCUCCUGCGCCCGCAACUAAUGCUCCCAGCCUGGCGCAAGGUCAUGAGAUGCUAGGCCAGACAGACUAUCGCCCAGAUGCUUAAUGGCUGACAAUGCGAGCUAAUGACCUCUUUGGGUCAACUCUAGUGUCAUUUUAGCGCCCAUAUGACUACUUGCAAAGCAUAUCUGCAUCAAUUGUAUCUCGAGACUCGACGUCUUUUGACAAUGAGAGUACAGCAACCAUAAUGGGGCGCCCGAUAUUCUGUGCGUACGCCAGAAUGGAUGAUACAUGUUCAUUCUUGUUGACUUAUAUUGGCCUCGUGCUUCGUCCCACCGGAAGCCC